UUCUUCUCUCAUCACAGACUUGGUGGCUGUAAGAUCCAAAGGGCUGAAUGUGAAGUUGUGGCCUCAGCUCUGAAGUCCAACCCAGAUCUGACUGAACUGGAAAUAAAUCAGAUCAACAUAAGUGGAGGUGGAGAAUCUGAUAUGAAGAAUGUGUCUGAGAUCCUGGAGAGUUCAGUCAGUAAAGUGAAGAAUCUGAGAUUGUAUGGCUGCAGUUUGUCAGAGACCAGCUGGACGUCUCUGUUCUUAGCUCUGAAGUUCAACCCGACCCAUCUGAUAGAACUGUUCCUGAGCAGAACAAACCUGGAAGGUUCUGGACUGAAGGAGCUCUGUGGUUUUCUACAGACUGGAGGCUGCAGACUGGAGACAUUGGAGUUGAAUGACUGCAGUUUGUCAAAGAUCAGCUGUGAUUUUCUGGCCUCAGCUCUGAAGUCCAACAGCCUCCAGGUGACAGAACUGAACCCGAGAAACAACAACCUGAAGGAUUCAGACGUUCAGCAGCUGAAGGAUCUUGUAAAGACUUUACAGUUCUGAUCUCUGUAAAGUAGAGAACGGUCUCUGUGUCCUGCUGAUCCUCAGAGGUUGAAGCUGCAGCAGUUUGAGUCUAAAGAGACUCUGACUGGAUCAUCCUGAUGACCUCUGACCUCCAAGAUUUCCAAAUAAACAUUUUCUCAUGUCUGUCAUUUACUGUCUGAUAUUGUUUGUCUCUUUGGAUCAAUAAAGAUCCGAUUCAAACUGAGCUC
This is a messenger RNA of Poecilia reticulata (guppy), 740 nucleotides long. NCBI's taxonomy places the organism in Eukaryota, Metazoa, Chordata, Actinopteri, Cyprinodontiformes, Poeciliidae. The record is from RefSeq and is a predicted model, not a curated record.